AUGGACAAUCACAUAGUCCUCUUUAUUUUUGACAACAAGCAUGAAGUUGAAACUAUUCUCGAGAAUGAGCCUUGGAGCUUUGACAAACACCUCACGGUGUUGCAACGCUAUGACAAGGACACGGUAGUUGAAGAGUUACAAUUCAAUCACACUUCCUUUUGGGUACAAGUACACGACAUUCUGGUUAGAUUCAUGAAUCAAAAGGUGGUAGCGGGGAUUUGUAGCCAAGUUGGUACAGUCAUCAAAAAGUCUAAAACAAAGGGAGAGGGUGGUAGUUUUAUGAGGAUCCGGGUUAGGGUGGACAUUACUAUUCCAUUGAGCCAAGGAAGAAUGGUGUCACUGGGGCAAGGGAACGAAAGCUGGGUAUCGUUCAAGUAUGAGCGCCUACCAAAUAUCUGCUACUGGUGUGGCUACCUCAACCAUGAUGAUAGAGAUUGUGAGACUCAGUUGGAGAGUGAAGGGUCACUUAAAGUUGAAGAUCAGCAAUUCGGCUCUUGGUUAUGA
Molecule: messenger RNA, 504 nt
Organism: Quercus lobata
Lineage: Eukaryota; Viridiplantae; Streptophyta; Magnoliopsida; Fagales; Fagaceae
Exons: 1
Coding region: 1-504 (167 amino acids)
Source: RefSeq, a predicted model, not a curated record